AUGACCUGCUAUGACAAAACGGGCAUCGUCGUCACCACUCGCUCAGCCGUAGCUGGAGGUUGCCCAGAAGGAGACGGCUGGCCCCUUUACGGUGCUCUCGAGCCCAUGCAUUUUCAGGCUGAGACCUGCCUGGCCUUUGGCUUGGGAGACCACUCAUUAUUCGAAUCUUGGACUUGCAUUUGGCCUCCAGUCGUCACCGUUGCCGCUGCUACGACCAAGGAGAUCCGGUCCGUCAACAGGUGCUGGUGCCUCGUUUCUUCGCGCAGAGCCGAGCAACGCAGCACCUUAGCCUGA
Molecule: messenger RNA, 294 nt
Organism: Colletotrichum gloeosporioides
Lineage: Eukaryota; Fungi; Ascomycota; Sordariomycetes; Glomerellales; Glomerellaceae
Exons: 3
Coding region: 1-294 (97 amino acids)
Source: RefSeq, a predicted model, not a curated record